This is a messenger RNA of Melanotaenia boesemani (Boeseman's rainbowfish), 2710 nucleotides long. It is a transcript of the gene dgat1b, whose product is annotated as diacylglycerol O-acyltransferase 1b. Gene Ontology annotation, biological process: triglyceride biosynthetic process. Lineage: Eukaryota; Metazoa; Chordata; Actinopteri; Atheriniformes; Melanotaeniidae. The coding region runs from base 175 to 1692 and encodes 505 amino acids. The record is from RefSeq and is a predicted model, not a curated record. Gene Ontology annotation, cellular component: endoplasmic reticulum membrane. The transcript is spliced from 17 exons. Gene Ontology annotation, molecular function: diacylglycerol O-acyltransferase activity.
ACUCUUUAGAAAUAUGAUCCUUUAUUGAACUGUUUCGCAAUCCCUUUACUUCCUUCUUUGAGACGACAGUACCGCGCCUUCAUGUCAAAUUGUACUGUAUCAACAAGCAUGGCUGCAUACAAAGUGCAGGGCUGAAGUGGACGUGUGGAGGUUAGCAAGUUUUUCUCUGCAAUCAUGGGUGACAGCAACACAAUCGGGGCCCUGACUCGCCGGAGAAGGGCGACUUUCGGAGCGGUGAGAGGCGUGAGUCUGCAGCCGGUGAACGGGAGCUCAGCAGCGGGUUCUGCGAGCAUAGUGCCCGCUGACAUCGGCACCGACGGUGGGCAGAGAAAACUAGACCGUUCUCUAGAGCGGCCAACAACGAAAAGUGAGAAAAAGAGACACAGGAAUGAUUUAAGUGACAGAUUGAGCUGCCACAAGAUGCGGGAGUCCCUUCUGAGUUCAGCCAGUGGUUACAGUAACUACAGAGGAGUACUCAACUGGUGUGUGGUGAUGCUGGUGCUGAGUAAUGCUCGCCUCUUCUUAGAAAACCUGUUAAAGUAUGGCGUUCUUGUGGACCCUAUUCAGGUGAUUUCCUUGUUUCUGAAUGAUCCCUACAGCUGGCCAGCAGCAUGCCUGGUGAUUUUGUCCAACGCGUUCAUUCUGGUGGCUCUUUAUACCGAAAGGCAGCUGUCGAAGGGUUCAUUUACUGAACUUGUGGGAUUUCUGGUCCACUGGAUUAACAUGGCGAUUAUGCUAACAUUCCCCGCUACAGUGGUGCUAUUGGUUCCAUCCAUGACCCCAGCUGGUGGCGCAUUGGUUGUCGGUACUUACACCAUUCUCUUCCUAAAGCUGUACUCCUAUAAGGAUGUCAAUCUGUGGUGCAGGGAGCUGAGUACUGCCAAGGCCAAGAAACUCUCCAGGUCACUGUCCUGUCCCUCUCCACAGCAGUUUAAUGGAGGCAACCAGAGGGUGUGUUAUCCUGGCAACCUCACAAUCAGAGAUAUGUACUACUUUGUCUUUGCUCCGACUCUGUGCUAUGAACUCAACUUUCCUCGCUCUCCUGAAAUUCGCAUGAAGUUCCUGCUAAGGAGACUAUUUGAAAUGCUGUUUUUCAUCCAGCUGUUAGUUGGUCUCACUCAGCAGUGGAUGAUCCCCAUCAUUCAAAGCUCCAUGAAACCACUAGAGGACAUGGAUCUGUCCAGGAUGACGGAGAGACUCUUACGAUUAGCUGUUCCCAAUCACUUGCUGUGGCUCAUAUUUUUCUACUCGUUCUUCCACUCCUCCAUGAACUUCACAGCUGAGUUGCUCCGCUUUGGAGACAGACAGUUUUACAGGGACUGGUGGAAUUCUGAGUCGGUGACGUAUUUCUGGCAGAACUGGAACAUCCCUGUACACAAGUGGUGUCUACGCCAUUUUUACAAGCCGCUGCUGAGGAGAGGAUUCAGUAAAAUGGUCUGCCAAUCAGCAGUCUUCUUCAUGUCAGCUUUCUUCCAUGAGUACUUGGUGAGUGUUCCUCUCAGGAUGUUCAGACUUUGGGCUUUUGCUGGCAUGAUGGCACAGCUUCCAUUAGCCUGGUUUGUUGGCCGGUUCCUGCGUGGUAACUACGGCAACGCUGCAGUGUGGAUGUCCAUCAUAAUUGGUCAGCCAUUCGCUGUCCUGAUGUAUGUCCAUGACUACUACGUGAUGCAUUACCGACAGGAGGACGACUAAUACCCACACUACAUGCUCAUAAGUAGCACCAAUUUAUAGUGCAGUUAUUUUCCUCUACACAUCAGGGUGAGCUAACCACAUCAACUCUAUGAUUACAGCAUGUUUACAUUAAGCACCUGAAUUUUUUGUCUUCCAACUUGGAAAACUAAGAAUACUUUAUACAAGAUAAAGCAGAAAUAGCAAUGUACCGAUCUUGGAACGCUACAGUAACUUCAUGAGGAGGUUGAAUGCAGCAUUAUACUCAGCUGGCUUUUACUCCAGCGCCAUUUGAUGACCUCUGAUAGUUUGGGUUGAAAUGUCACUUUAAUGGAAAGCACUGUAUUUGGUACUGCAUGCAAAAUAGGGUGUAAGCUUUCUUACCACACUGUGGAUGUAAUGCGCUUCUGUAGCUCUGUGCCUGAGUGAUGUAAUUAUGAUAGAUGAAUGUUAUUUUUUUUAAUGAUAUGGCUCAAGUGUGAUGCUGGAACCUGGGGAAAAAAGAGAGAUGUAAUCUCUGGUGUUAUUCUGAGGUGGCACAAAAAGAAUGAAUGUAUUGCUCUAAAAUUCCUCAUUAUAUGAAUUUUAUAUUUGUUUUUUAUUUCUUUGUUAGUGUUUAAGAGUCCAGCAUUACUGUAAGUCUGUUUGUUUUUGACCUGAAGUGCCUUUACAAUAAUACUCAACAAAUCCAAUUGCUGCAAUACAUUUAGUGUACAGAGGUCCCUCGUUAAUCGUUACGUUCUAAAAAUAACCCGCAAUAGGCAAAAUCCGCAAAGUAGUCAGCUUUAUUUAUUACAAUUAUUAUAGAUGUUAUAAGGCUGUAAAACCCCUCACUACACACUUUAUACACUUUCCUCAGACAGGCAUUGACUUUCUCACACUUUUCUCUCUUGUUUAAACACCCUCAAAGUUCACACCUUCGUAGAAAAAUAAGUCCAUUUUUAUAGAAUGAAACGGCAGGACGCAGAACACAAUGCGCUGUAAAAAAAAAAAAGAAAAAGCAUGCAAAAUUGCACUAAAAAAAAUUUGCGAAAAACAGCAA